Molecule: messenger RNA, 336 nt
Organism: Ostertagia ostertagi
Lineage: Eukaryota; Metazoa; Nematoda; Chromadorea; Rhabditida; Trichostrongylidae
Source: the annotation of a GenBank genome assembly
AUGCUUGUCACCUGUCAGCAAUGCAUUUUAUUGCCUGGAUUGCGGCCACUACUACUGUUUGAAAUGUAUCAUUUACCAGGAGCUGUUAAGGUCAAAACGCUGAUAAGAAAUCGUGAUUUACCAUUGCGAUGUUAUCAUAUGGAUUGCGGACAAUUGUUCUCAAUAACUGACUUGAAGUGUUUGCUUCUUGGCGAUAAUCGGUUACCAUGGUUAAAUGCAAAGAAAUUGCAUGCUCUGGUAGACAGUUCCAUUGACUAUGUAUUGCGAAGAGACAGGUCGUUGUCACGUUGUCCGACACCCGACUGCUUUGGCAUUUUCAAGGUUAGUAGCAUAUGA